Magallana angulata is the source of this 3326-nucleotide messenger RNA. Its product is annotated as neural cell adhesion molecule L1-like. Gene Ontology annotation, molecular function: cell-cell adhesion mediator activity. Gene Ontology annotation, biological process: axon guidance; dendrite self-avoidance; homophilic cell-cell adhesion. Bases 160 to 1749 code for a protein of 529 amino acids. Gene Ontology annotation, cellular component: plasma membrane; axon. The record is from RefSeq and is a predicted model, not a curated record. The transcript is spliced from 13 exons. Lineage: Eukaryota; Metazoa; Mollusca; Bivalvia; Ostreida; Ostreidae.
AUACCUCAUAAAACUUAUAUACAACAUAUGUGAUUGAAACAGUUCUACAGCUGUGCCUGACUGGUCUCUUUUAUACAACGUGCACGUGUUCCGGGAAGGAUAAUUUAAAAACAAAACGAGUUUCGGAGGAUAAUCGUUAUUUAUAAGAAAAUACUCGUGAUGCCACAACAUCCGCUGUAUGCCAAAAGUUAUUUUUUCCUGUUUCUGAUCCUCGCUUAUUUUGCCAAAGGCCAGCUAGGUUAUCAAUUGCCACCCAAAAUAAUCAGUACAUUCAAAAAUGAAUAUUUUUACCCUCGAAAUUCCACAUUGGCUGAUGCUUCAUUUAACUGCACUGCGCAAAAUGGACCAAUUCAAUACCAAUGGGAAAAAGACGGAGUAGUUGUACAGAAUAGUCAGUAUGUAUCUAUAGACAAUUCAACAGGAACUCUUAAGUUUGUCAAGAUGCAGAAAGGGAAUUACGGAACUUACCAAUGCUUUGCUACAAAUGAUAACGGAACAUCACUUUCAAAGCCCUUUAAAGUGAAGGAAGCAAGUCUAGGAUCUUUUCCUACUAGUAGUAUUCAAGAGGUACAAUGUAAACAGUAUGAACAUUGCAUAAUCCCGUGUCGAAACAAGCCACGAUGUGCGCCAGAAUCACAUUGUAAAGUAAGGUGGAAAAUCGGAGAGGGAACUAACACUUACGCACCGAUAAACACACGGGUUGCUGUGGAUAAUAAUGGUGAUCUCCACUUUUUAUGGACAAAACCUGAUGACUGGACAGGCUUACCGUACCUUUGUGAAGUGUCGCAUGAACAACUAAAUAAGCCAGUUGUUGGCAGUCAAACAAGUCUGAGAAUUGACAAGACAUCAAUGGCUCUAGAAAUUGACCCCUUUUCUGUGUUCAAAGAAGAUGGCAAAGCAUUAGUUGGAGGGAGAGGCGUACUGAGAUGCAUGUUUUCUGGAUAUCCAAUCCCAGACAUUCAAUGGACAUCCCCUCAAGAAACAAUCAUCAAGAAUAUUCCCAGCAAAUAUGAAAUUAGUGACUUUGGAAGAGUACUGACGAUCUUGCAAUCAACCCCAGAAAAUGAAGGAUUUUACAUUUGUUUAGGAAAGGCGAAAACAGAGUCUCGUCCUCAAAUUGUCUCUUUUAAUGUCACAUCGGCCCCUGCUCUGAUUGGAGACAAUCAGAUGCAUGACAUGACAGUAACAGAGGGAAACAACGCCACAUUUCGUUGUGAAGCGAUUUCCUUGUCGGAUGAGCUGCCACCAACGCAACCGCUAUGGAAGAAAAAUGGAGUUGAUCUGGAUUUUGAUGAAGAGAAGUACAUAUUGACAGAGAACAGCAAAUCGUUGACUGUUAUUGAUGUUCAGAAGUCGGAUACAGGGGUUUACCAGUGUAUGUCAGAGAACAGUGAGGGCGUUCUUUUGAAGGAAGCCAUACUCAAUGUUAUAGAUCCAUUACGGACAGACAUUACCACUUACAACAUUGCGACAAAUAUUGCCUAUGAUAAUAUUACAACUACAGGUGAUACACUUACUACUACAGUUAAACAAACAGAAUCCCAAACCGUUAUCUACUACAUUGUAGUCUCUGUAGUCGUCGUUUUAAUCAUCAUAUUGAUACUUGGCUGCAUCGUAUUCCAAAGAAAAAAGAAACAGAGUUAUAUUUUGAACGAGGAAAAUAAUGCCAAUCAAGAUGACCAAGAAAUACAACUAGGACAGACCCCCCCAAGGCCGGAAAAUAAUGGAUUACUGAACAACCCCGAAUAAGACUACGAGGAUGAGAAAACAUCAUCGACGAUGAUGACGACAGCCUGGGCGAAUGCGAGGGGGGUCUCGAGUUGAACAAGUUCAACGAGGACUGUUCGCGAAUAAAAAGGAUAAAAAAAAUAUCUAGGUCCGAGUCGGACGUCUAGAACACAAACAGCAGUAUUAAUAGCAUUGGUGUGUAGGUGAUGAUACCUGGGGAGUUUUUCGAUUGAGUGAAACCUAAGUUUGUGAUUUUUUGUACACAGACUGUAUUCACGUUAGGGUAUAUUAGAAUGUCUUUAUAAGGCAAUAUUUAAGCUUUUUUUAAUGAAUAUAAAUGAUAUCUAUUACUGUCUUUCAUAAUUGGCUCACAUUUUGAAUAAACAGGGUAAUUGUUUUUUUUUCUAAUGAGUAGGUAUCAUUCACAGUCAUUAAUAGUUCUGUUUGAACUUUGAGAAAGUUUUUUUAAAGGUGGUAUGGGACAUCUGUCGAUAUCAUUAUGGAUUAAAGUACAUUAUAAUUGACAGACUUUCACCGGUUCAGAAUUUUCAAAUUUUACAAUAUUUAACCAAGAAAUAGCUUUUAAAAAUAUUUGGAGAGGUAAAAAUUGUAAAACCGUGAGCGGGAUUCGAACUCAUGAUUUACAGAUUCCUCGUAAACCCACUAACAUACUGCGCUACACUGUUAGGUGACAGUAUUGGAAAGAAAAUACUUUUAUAAUUACACUUCAUUUUAUCGUUUGUUUUGAUAAAUAAUACGUCACAACAUGGAAGUGUUCCAAACCACCUUAAGAACAGAUACAUGUUUUUGCUCAAUGCAAGCUAUGUUUAAAAUUUAUUAGUGAUUUAAGUUAAUGUAACAGCUAUGUGGUCUUUCUUCACCAAACUUGUCGGAUCUAUACAUAUAGAAAUGCAAAAUACCAAUCAUGUUACUAGUUUAAAGUGGCGCAAAGUUAUGUUACCCUUUUGAACAUAUUCUUGCAAAAUCAAACAUAUUGGUCGUCAGUCAUACUUGUACACUUAAUCUUCAAACUUGAGUCACAGUCCUUAGUUCAAUGUAACUUUUCUAUUUGUAUUAAUCAGUGGAAGGACCUGUAGAAUGAUAAUGUAUUUGUACUGUCCUGCAAUGACGUUUGCACAUUUUAAAAUGUUUUUAUUUAUUUUGAGUUUGUGAAAAGGGUUGUUUUUAUGUUUUAAACAAUUAAACUGCAAACACAGAGUGCUUGUAUACCGAGUUAAACUUUUAAGGGGUUUCUUUCAUGAUUGGUUUCUUUACCUUUCAGACUAACAAGGAUAAAUAGAUAUGCUCAUCUAUUGAUAGGACGACAAUUGAUUUGCGUUGCAAUAGCAUUCAUGUGCAAAUUCUUAAACCUUUACUGUGAGUUUAUAUCUAUUUGAAGUAAGUGUCCCUUCCAUGCAUUAAACUGUUCAAAAUAAUCAACACUCUGUAUUCUAGUCAAGAACCUUCAUCAAAUGCUUAUAUGUUUUUCAACCUACUUUAUUUCUUGUAUAAAUUUGGUUCCUAAAAUGUUUAAUGUCAAUUAAAACUUUUGAAAUGACUGAAUAUUGUCUGUUUAAUAUCAUUAAAAAUGAAAUAUU